Molecule: messenger RNA, 975 nt
Organism: Meleagris gallopavo (turkey)
Lineage: Eukaryota; Metazoa; Chordata; Aves; Galliformes; Phasianidae
Source: RefSeq, a predicted model, not a curated record
AUGGGCGACUGGAACUUGUUGGGCAGCAUCCUUGAAGAAGUGCACAUCCACUCCACUAUAGUUGGCAAAAUCUGGCUCACUAUCCUGUUCAUAUUCCGGAUGCUAGUGCUGGGAGUGGCUGCUGAGGAUGUCUGGGAUGAUGAGCAGUCAGAGUUCAUCUGCAACACAGAGCAACCUGGCUGCAGCAACAUAUGCUAUGACAAGGCCUUCCCUAUCUCUUUGAUCAGAUACUGGGUAUUGCAGAUCAUAUUUGUAUCUUCUCCAUCUCUUGUUUACAUGGCCCAUGCACUGUACAGAUUAAGGGCUCUAGAGAAAGAGCGACAGAAGAGGAAAGCCCACCUGCGGGCUCAGCUAGAAGAUCUGGAGCCCAUGCUUGAAGAACACCGGAGAGUGGAGAGAGAGCUGCGAAAGCUGGAAGAACAGAAGAAAGUGAAUAAGGCACCCUUAAGAGGUUCUCUGCUGCGCACCUAUGUCCUACAUAUCCUGACCCGCUCAGUGGUUGAAGUGGGCUUUAUGAUAGGUCAGUACCUUUUGUAUGGAUUUCACAUGUCACCCCUUUACAAAUGUACUCGGCCCCCUUGCCCUAAUACGGUGGAUUGCUUUGUGUCCCGACCCACAGAGAAGACCAUCUUCAUGGUCUUCAUGCACAGUAUUGCUGCAGUCUCCCUGUUCCUCAACAUCCUAGAAAUCGCCCACCUGGGCCUCAAGAAGAUCCACAAGACCCUCUACGGGCGACCGCGGCAGCCAGCAGGCCCUGCAGAUGACGAGGUCAGUCCUUACAAUUCCAAGAAGAACUCUGUGGUCCCACCUGCCUGCCCGGCCGCCGACACCUCCCCUCCACCUUUGAGUCUUUUACCCAAUGGGAGAAGAGUCAGCAGUGAGAAGUCUAUGAAAGAGGGAGCCACUAUUCAGCCUGAAUGCUCUCAGUCUUCUCUAGAACAAGGUGUGGUUACUGAGAAUUUCAACAACUCUUGA